This is a messenger RNA of Symbiodinium sp. CCMP2456, 9146 nucleotides long. The record is from the annotation of a GenBank genome assembly. NCBI's taxonomy places the organism in Eukaryota, Dinophyceae, Suessiales, Symbiodiniaceae.
GGAGUUUUGACAUAUUUGCCCCACUUCAUAAGUGGCUGGCGUGGAUACAGUGCAUGUUCAACGUCCUCAUUUCUGCUUGGGUGAUUUGUGGACUUCUACCCCUAGGGGGUGCACUGAGCAGGAACAACGGUGGUGCGGGAAGAGGCCUGGCAUCGCAACUUGCGGCGAGCCAGGACACGUGCCAGAACUGUUCUGCGGACUUUUACGAGUGGAGUAUCCCACGACAGGAGACGAGUGACUGCGGCCAUUGGGAGGCUGCGGAGUCACCAUUCACAGUCGGUGUUGGUUGCGGCUGCGGUGCGAAGUUUGGACGUGAUGUCGCAGCCUUGGCGGUGCAACAGCUGUGCUGUCACGAACAAAGCUAUGGCGGUGUAUUGCCCUUCCUGUGGUCGCCACUGGAAGAAGGCGAUGCAGGCCUCCUACGCAGGUCAAGCCGCGGGGCAUACAGACUCUACUUCGUGGACCUGGCAGUCGGACUCGCAGGCUUCAGGCAGGCCGAAGUCUCCACGACGGAGGUCACCACGGACGCGUACAAGAGGACAAGGCUCCGGGGAAGCGGGACCAAGCGGGGCGGCGCCAGCAAUGCCUGCUCGUCCUGCCCCUCGGGACAUGGGUCGGCGGGGCAGCAUUCAGAGGACAAGCGAAUGCUACACGCCUUCGUCGAGCAGCUCUCCAAGCAGGACAACGUGCCGGAGGAGAUCAGGGAGCUCAUGGCGAAGGUGAGUGGCAACAAGUUUCAGCAGGAGGCCAAGGAGCUUCACAAGAUGGUUCAGACAAGGACCUCUGCCUUCUCCGCCCUCAACCAGAUCGAUUCGGACAGGGCGGUGUACGAGCAGGCAUGGGCGAACUACAGUGCGUCGCUCAUCAAGAUGCUGCAGGAUCAGUUGCAGCAGAGGCAGCAAACGCUGCAGGAGUUCGAUACAGCUCAGGCAGAAUGGACUGCCAAGCUCAAGACGGUUACGCAGCAGAUCAAGCAGACUACGCAGCCAGGUGCAGGCUCCAGUGCGGAGGUUGCCUAUGUGGACAGCUCCGAGGGCGAGGACAUGGAGGCCGAGGUUGCGGAGGAUGCAGAAAGGGAUGCCAAGCGGGAGCAGCGGCGGCAGGAGAUGCUGGCGCAGCACGACACGAUCCUGCAAGCCCUGCAGCAGGUGCAGGACUGGGCCUUGGCCAACUCGGAGCGAAGGGAGGGCUCCAGGCGUUGGUCCCAAGGCCAAGGCAGCUCCCGCCGCAGUCGCAGCAAAGGAUGCAGCGGCUGGUCAAGGUGCUGGAAAGCAUUUUGGCUGAGCUCUCUCGCGUGCCGACCGGACACGGGGGAGCUUAUCUCUCCGCCUUUCUGGCUUCGAGUCAAGCAUAGCAUCUUCGAGGACGGCGAUUUUGUCGAUGACCUGCAUGCCGGACUGGCGGCCUGUGCCUGGAGCUUCGAAUGCCAGGUGCCAAGCUGCCACUUUGUGCCGCUGGACCCCCGAGUCAAGCCGUUCCCUUGUCAUGGUCACCACGGUGUGACACCUUCCUCGUUCCAGGGAUCCUGCCGCGUGGGAUGCGGAAGUGGACCUGACGAAGAGGGAGGGUCACCUUUGGUGGGCAUGACGAGAUCAGAUGAUGGUUCCACGACGGCGCUGAGGUUGUUAGGUCGUGCCUUGUCAACUUCUGCGGCCGUGACCAGGGCGGGCGGUUCCUUGUCGACCCCUGCUGCAGACCUCGCCACUGCCAGUGGACCCUUCAGCAUUGCUCCGUUGCCACGCUCUCGUUCACCGCGCGUGCUGCUCAAGGCGGAGGCUGCUCCCAGUGUGAUGCCCGGUUUGCUCUUGCAAGAGCAGCUGGUCUCCAAUGCCCAGGGAUCCCGGCACCUGCAGGAGAAUGUUCAGGCUGCUGCAGCGGGCGCGCAUCAUGGCAGUCGCUCCCUUUUCUCCAUUCUGGAACCCCGCUCGGAUCAUCUUUCCCGCGGUUGUUUCGCAUGGUGGGGCCGUGAGGAUUAUGUUGCAUACGCCAAAACAGUUGUGCCAUAUGUUGUACGCACAGCACGUUUUCUCCAUACGGAGAUUCCAGGAAUCCCUUCUCCUCAGCUCUUGCUUACUGGUGCGGCGGAGCUACGUGGACAUAAGGCUUGCCCGGUUGACUUGCGUGCUGUCGGCGGUCAGUUGCAUACUGUUGUUCUCCCUCCGGCUGGAGAUGUGAGCAUCAUUGGCCGCCUUCUCCAUGAUAAAGGAGCGGCUGAUAUUGAUCUGCCUCCGGACGGUUGUGACUUCUUUGCGCCUGAUGGGUCGCGUGUUGUUUCCUGGACUUGCGGAGCGGAGUUGCCGGAAUGGCUCUCUGUUGCUGUCGGCCUUCCUGUGUCGGGCCCGCGGCCCUUCUGGCCUACAGAGGUGGCAAGAAUCCUGGCUGCAGGGGUUGAAGUUACGCCGUCGCACCUCAACGGACCGUUGAUGUCGGUGGUCCUUGGGCGGCUUGCUGAGCUUGAACAGCCGGAUUUUGACCCUUCGACGCUGCGUGGGCACUACACCGUCUUCGAGGUCAGUGAGCGGCCCCGUACCAGGGCUUCAUACCGGGACUGGACCCUGGCGGAUUACGUUGCUGAUGCAUGUGUAGGGGCACGCAGGGUUCCACGUGCUGUUCAGGUUGUUUCUCGGCCCAUACACGGCUACCCUGUGCCUCAGUUGGUUCUGACACCGCGAGACGCCGAGGCGGGACACCAAGCCCUCCUGUGUGACUGGAGGGGCCGUGGCCAUGGAGUUGUUACUGUCUUGUGCCCGCCCUCCGUUGAUGUUGGGCGCUUUGAGGAGCUCAUUGAGCGCGAUCUACCCUUCCCUGGGCGCUUUGUGCCGGCGGCUGUGCCUGUGGUCAUGAUCCAGGAUGCCUUUUCACGUCAGCAUCUCCGUGUGGCCACACCUGUUUGUCAGUAUGACUGGGUUGUCCCGGUUCUGGACAUACAGGAGCAGGAGCCUGAUACUGGGGCUACUUCUUCUGAUCCGGUUGCCUCCACUACCCAAACGGUCACAUGUAAGCUGCCUUUUGAGGACAUCGCAAUGGCGCCCGAGGGCACUGCUAAGCAGGUUGCUGCGCGCAGACCUUCCACUCACUCUGGGUCUGGCCCAGCAGUGCCCCAUGUUCAGUAUCGCCCUCUGGAGCUUGUGCAAAAUCUGGGCUCACAGCCUCUUGCUGCCAGCUUUCUUUUUCCCGAUCUCGCAGGUGCCGGCGGCAGCGGCCUUGCUGUCGGGACACAUUACUUCGCUGUGAUAGCGUGGGACAGGCCAGUCGGUGUCUUACCGGCUGCUGCGGACUGGUCGCUGGCCAGUUUUUUUCAGGCAGCGGAGACAUGGCUGGGACAUGCUCCGCGCAUUGCCCUGCUUCUUACUCACAGCGUGCCCAAUCUUCCUGCGCCCCAGUUCGUCUUGACAGACUAUGACGUGCCUGCUAGUGCGGAAGUAGUGCCCCUUGACCUGCGACCGUGGGGUGGCGACGUUGUGCCUCUGGUUGCUGUUCCUGGCAGUGCUGUUGGUGACGUAUUGAACCACCUUCCGGGACUACCGCCAGUGCUUGGCCAAGUGCCCUUGCAUCAUGAUCUGUUCUUGCAGGACGCACGCGGAGGCCUGCAUGCACACAUCCCUGAGGACCUCAGCGAUGUACAAUGGUUUCGGGUUUGUCGUGCGGUUGUUGGCCCUGAUGCUUCGCCUUUUGGCUGUGCGGAUGGCGUCCUCACUUCUACUUCAACCACUACCACGGGCAUGCAUGCUGAGAGUCGGUCUGUUCGGUUUGUGCUUACUGGAGGGGCCACCACGCUCCAGCUCCCGCCUGUUCCGGUUAGUGAGGCCGAUCCGGUACAUGCUAUAGGGGAACUACUGUUUGCCGUGGCGGCUUGUGGUAGGCUGAAAGAGGGCGCGGCGGUCACCCUGGGUGCGGGUUGGCCAGCCCCCUCGCGCAGAGGCGAAUACAUUGUUCCCUUUGUAGUUUCGGCGUUUGGGGAUGAGGUGCAACAGUCUGUGCUGUUCGACCCCUCCUAUGACGGGUCGCAGCUUUAUGCGAUGGGUGUGCAACAGGGUUUGCAUGCGGAGGACCUCAUGAGUACCAAUUACCGCCAGUGUGGACUCACCCUUUGGGUCAAUGGCGUUCAUAGCUCUGCAGUGAUUCGGCCGCUCCGAACAGGGGAUUAUGUCCAGUUGUUACCCAACCGGGUCAUUACUGCCCCUACGGCUAUUCAUCCAGAGGUCCUGCUCAGCUCCAUCAAUAGGCUGCGGGCCAUUUCAGCCCCACUUCUCGUUCCGGACUUUCCCAGGGUUGCUGCCCGUGCUUCCCACGUCGAUGCAAGAGUUCGGUCCAGAGCCGCCCUGCACAGUGCCCUGGAUUUGUCAACGCGUGCAAGGGUAGAGCUCAUGGGGCUACCGCCGCAGCCCGGCCAGGCGGCUCAGCCCAUCGUGCUCUUGGAGCCGGGGCGCGCGCCCCAUCACCUUUACCUGCCGUUGAGGCUUACGCCCACUCUCGAGGAAGCAGAGGACUCUUUGCGGGAUACGCACAUCGUCCCGGCCACAUAUCGAUUUGUGGAUACGAUUGAAGAUGGAGCACAUGUUGCCACUGCCCGGCCCAUUACAUAUGCCCCUGUCGCACGACGUUCGACCACUGUUCGUUCCACGCCUAGCCGGUCUGAACCAGCUUCUGCAAGUGCGUCUAUGGACACAGCUGUUUCUGGGGCGGCUGCUUCCAGUCUUUCGGAGACGAUGCCACCUGCCGAUGAACCAGCUGCACAUCCGGAGCCUACGCUCAGUGAAGGCACGUCUCUUAUCCAGAUACCGGAUUAUGCGCAUGCGAAGAAACUGAGGUGCCGACAAGCCAGGCAAAGAGGUGUUCCGCUCGAAGGCUGCCAGGACCUCGAGGCUCCUCCACAGGCUUCUUUCCUGGUUAGUGUUGCGACCCCUUUUGGGCGCCGGGGUAUUCCAGCGCAGGAUAAGAGUGCCUGUGCAAUGGUGCAGCCGGAACCAGAGCGGACCAUGCUGUCCCUUUGUGACCUUGUGCCGCAAGCCGAUACACCGGUUGAGGGUGUCAUUCACUUCCCUGUCCCGGCCGAGUUGCCAGAUCAAUGCUGGGAAUCCUACGACAUAGCUGGCUUUGCACGAGAGAUGCCCGCUGGACUGCGUCUGCAUCCCGCGGCGGCUGACCUCCUGGGCAAGCUUGAUCACUGGGAUGGGUUGACAGGCUUCCAGGCUGCUAUGUUAUAUGUGGACGGAUCAUUCCAUAACAAAAAGGCAGCGUGGGCGGUCGUUGCUUUUGUUCUGGUUGAUGGAGUGUGGCUGUGGGCCGGUUUCAUUGGAGGAUCACUUGCUGAAGCUUUCAAUGCACAGUCGGUCUAUGAAGCGGAGCUGAUGGCGCAACUGGCAGCGCAUUGCACGGCUGCAGGAUGCUCAGUGCCCACGGUCAUCUAUUACGACUCCACGUCGGCAGCCACCGCCGCUGAUGGCAGAAUCUCUUUGCGGCAGCCGCAUCCCAUUGCAGAGGCGGUCGCGUCUAUCGCGGUCUUUCUUCAGUGUAAAGGCAAGCGACCGCUGUUGCAGCAUGUGGCAGCGCACACUGGCAAUCCGGCCAACGAACUGGCUGAUUCCUUGGCAAAAUUUUUCUUGGACCCGUGCGCACCCAAGGGACCUGAUGCUGUCGAGCCUAUGGCCGAUUCCAUUCUUCGGGGUGACCUUGGCUGGCUUUGGGUGAGGGCUGCUUCUGGGGUGAUGUUGCCCUCUCUUGAUGUGCAUGGCGAGUCCACGAUAGCGUUCGGGUUACGGACUGUGCGAUGCGGCUUUGCACUUAUAAUGUUCUGUCUGCCAAAGCUGCUCUGCAGCGGUCUUCAACCGCUUAAUCGCAAUGCAAAUCAUUGGUUGGCGAUUCUCCGGGAGUACGGCCUAUGUCAGACGGGUGUUCGCAGCUCUGCUGGGGAGCUACUUCGGACCUGGGUUUCGCCAUCAGGUCACAGCGCCUGCCUUGACUACAUUGCGUACCCGGCUGAGUGGUCCGGUGGUGUCGGUGGUAUCCGUACAGUCGCUUUUCUUGACGAGUUCGCCGGCUUCGACCAUUUCCCCCUGCUGGCAGAUGUUAAGCUGCGGCUUGAGACUGCUGUGCACCAGUGUCAGGCCUACGAUGUGGAAGCCAUGCACAGUGAGGAUGUUGAUGGGCAUGUUGAAGUGCUCAGUGAGUACAUUCAUGAUCAGCUGGCCACUCACUUCCUUCCCAGCACAGGCAGGCAGCUUCUGCAUGUGCUUUUCGGUGCCUGGCGGAACUGUGUCAGAGGGGAGGGUGAUAUAAAUGUUGCGCAAUUGCGUGUACGUGUCAAGGCUGCGGACCGCCAGGCCGCGACUUUUGGUGCCAGGAUGCGUGAGUUGCAGACGCGGAUCCGCGCCGCUUAUAGAGCCGAUGUAGCUGCCUUUACGCGGCACAUGUGGUCCGAGGCCAAAGGUGCAGGUCCCGCGGAGCUGGCGCGUGUCCUUCGCUCUGUGUUGAAGGCAGGGCGUAGCUACAAGCCGCCGCGUGUUGCAGUCGCUUUAAACACUCCUCAAGGUCCGAUUGUUGAGCCGGGUGAGGUGGCUGAUCUCUUUGGGCGCACUUUUGCAGUUGCGGAACAUGCUGCUCCGGUGGACUUUGCUGCUUUACAGGCAUGUGAUCCGGCACUGGACUGUGUUGAUCAGCGUUACUUGGCAGAGCAGCUGCCGUCGGUCACCACAGUUGCGGCGGCUUUUAGCUCCCUUAAACCCAGGCGAGCCUCUGGCCCUUCCCGCAUUCCAGCGGACUUCUACGCUGCGGCCCCACUUGCGGCGGCGCUGGCGCAUAUGCCGGUGCUGCUUAAGACUCUUCUGCGUGCACGACUGCCGUUGUUGUGGGGCGGUUGCGUCUCGCGGCCGCUUCUGAAGCCGGGAAAGCCUGCAGAUGACGUGGCAAGCUAUAGAGCUAUUGCUCUACAAGAGCCUGCGGCCAAAGCCCUCAACAAGGCCCUCCGUCCUCAGCUCUGUGCCCGGUUUGAAGAUGUUGCGUUGUCUGGAGUUGGAGGAGCGCGUCCUGCCUUUGCCCUCUCAGUGCCUUCCCUGACGGUGCAAUCGGCCUUGGCCUAUUCGUGCAAGCAGGGCCUUUCCGUGAGUGCGCUGUUCCUUGAUGGGGUGGCGGCCUUCUAUGCCACAUCCCGAGCCACUCUGUUCACUCAGGAUCGUGUUGCGCUGGAGGCCAGGUUGAGGCAAGGACCUUAUGCGGAUGAUGUUGUGGCUGCUUUCCUUGCCUUCUUGCCGGAGGAGGGCUCACUUGCGGGUGCCGGGGUGAACGAGGCAACGUGCGACUUCCUGCGAGCCUCGAUGAAGCGCACUUGGUACACUACCAAUCCCCAAAGUGCUCGGGUCUAUGAGACGUCCAAAGGCACCAUACCAGGAGCACCGCUGGCGGAUAUCCUGUUCCAGUAUGUGUUACAUGCGGCAAUCAGCGCGUUGGACUUUUUGCUGAAACGAGAUGGGCUUGCUUUGCAGGUUGCGGGUCAGUCGGCUGCGCCCUGCUCUUGGCUUGAUGACUUGACGCUGCUGGUCUGCAGUACUCACGCUGCUGGUUUGACCAAGGCCACCGUUGCCGCUGCGUGCCUGGCCCACCAAUGCAUGGGUUUAAUUGGCAUAGAUGUCAAUUACGGGCCUAAUAAGACUGAAGCCCUCAUGAUCUGGAAGGGGCCAGGGAGCCAGAAAGCCCGCGCGAGUGCGCUCUUGGAGGCUGGGGGCAAACUCUGUCUCGGGGAUUUAGGACAAGGCACUAGGUGGCUGCGCUGCACGGACAAUUACACCCAUCUGGGUUCUGUGCGAGCAACGGCGGCGACGGCUACUGCGGACUUGGAGCGUCGCGCCAGCCUGGCUCAUGUCCUGUACCGUCCGCUGCCGAGCCGACUCUUGAACAACCCUGAGCUUACCCUGGCGGAACGGCGUAACCUGCUCUUCGCCGGUGCCUUUGCGUCUUACCUGCAUAACGUCGGCACAUGGACUUUGUCGACAGGCGCAGAGCAACGCCUGUACCAGCGACACUACAUGAAGCUUGUCAAGGGCUCCAUUCGGCCCCUUUUCGGGGUGCCGAGCCGUCGCUUAACAGAUGUCCAGGCAUGCGCUGUGGUCGGGGCUCUCACUCCUCAUGAAGCCUUGGCGUCGAGUCGCGUGCGUGUCCUUGCACAGGUGGCUUCGCGUGGUUCCCCUUUCUUGUGGGCUCUCUUGAUAGCUGAAAGGGAGUGGCUUGUUGCAGCCCGUGGCGCCCUCGAACUUGUGCACUCGGUGGUCUCCAAUCCGUCCGUUAAGGAAUACCUUGCCGGUGGACUCGCGGACUCAUUCUCGGCUUGGCCUUUCACGGCGGCGCAGGUUUCCGGCCUGCUGCGCAAGUUCAAAAAGAUUGCGGUUGCAUCUCGCAACGACCUGGCUGAAGAGGCGCUUGCUAAAGCCACAGUCCAUCACCAGGCAGCCACUUUGGGUUUCGUCUUUGUCAGGCUGGCCGACAAGCCCGUUGGCGGAGCUAUUGCCAGAUGUGAGGACUGCGGGCAGACUUUCGGGUCUGUGGCUGCCUGUGCAGCUCAUCGGAGUGCUGUUCAUGGGCUCAAAUCUGAGGCGUCCCACGGGUUUGGGACGGACUGUCAGGUCUGCGCUAAGCGCUACUGGACGCGAGCCAGGCUCAGGGAUCACCUCCGUAGAUCCGCAGUGUGCGCCUCGGUGUACAAAAACUCCGAUAUUCAGGAGGGUCAGCUGGUUGCGCAGGCCCCUGGGCAAUGUAAUCUGCCAGUGGUCCCACUCAUCGGACCCCGUCCAUGGUGGGCGACGUUAGUUCCCCGUAACGACACGGAGUGCCUACCCACUCCUGCUCUCUCCUUUGAGCCUCAUGUGGCCUUUUGCCGAUACCGCUACCACAUGAACUACCCCGCUUUCUUUGCCUGUUGGAGUAGAGCAGUAGAGACUGGACACCUGGCAGCAUUGCUUCAAUAUUUCGGCCUUCAGGAGGAAGGCACGCCCGAGUGGAUGCUGGCCACGAGGGUUGUUUUGGCUCUCGGCCGUAAUCAAACUGGUCAGUUUGUGCAGGACCAGCUUGUUGCGGUUGUGAGGGAGGGCUGCGUUUUGUUUGGUCCGAAGCAGGCCCUGAAGGCGUUGAGCGAGCUCCGUCUAGAUUUGCUUUAG